GAGAAGAACAUGGGAGCUCACUCUGUUUUUCUCAUCCUUUUUGGCGUCAUUGCCAUUGCCAUUGUGGUUCAUGGCCAAGGCCAAGCAGGCUUCAUCAGCAUAGAUUGUGGGUCACCCCCAAAUAUCAACUAUGUAGACACUGAUACUGGUAUCAGCUACACAUGGGAUGCACCUUACAUAAACACUGGAGUAAAUGUGAACGUCUCUGAAGAAUAUGGUUACCCAGCAAACCCGGUCUUGCCGUUCCCGCUCGCUGAUGUCAGAUUUUUCCCUCAAGGAAACAGGAACUGUUACACCUUAACCCCUUCCGAUGGAAAAGGGAAUCUUUAUCUCAUCAGAGCUUCGUUUAUGUAUGGAAACUACGACGGCAAAAAAGCUUUGCCUGAGUUUGAUCUCUACGUAAACGUGAAUUUCUGGACCACGGUGACAAUCAGAAAUGCUUCUGAGAACGUCAUCAAGGAGAUCCUCAGCUUUGCAGAGUCAGAGACGGUAUACGUUUGCCUUGUGAACAAAGGUAAAGGAACUCCUUUUAUUUCAGCCUUGGAGCUCCGGCCAAUGAACAGCUCAAUCUAUGGUACUGAAUUUGGAAGCAAUGUCUCAUUGGUACUCUAUCAAAGAUUGGACACAGGGUAUUCGAACGGGACAGGACGGUAUCAAAAGGAUGUGUAUGAUCGUAUCUGGUCUCCGUACUCUUCAUCUUCUUGGAAUUCAACUAUGACAACUGGGUAUAUAGAUAUUUUUCAGUCUGGUUAUAGACCACCAGAUGAAGUUAUUAAGACAGCUGCUUCGCCUAAAAGCGAUGACGAACCAUUGGAAUUGUCAUGGACAUCAGAUGAUCCAAAUGCUAGGUUCUAUGCCUACCUUUAUUUUGCGGAACUCGAAAAUCUCAAGAGGAAUGAGAGCAGAAAAAUCAAGAUAUUCUGGAAUGGGUCGCCUGUUUCAGGAGCUUUCAACCCUUCUUCUGAGUAUUCAAUGACUUUGUCUAAUUCGCGAGCUUUUACCGGUAAAGAUCACUGGAUUUCCGUCCAGAGGGCCUCAGAUUCAACACUUCCACCAAUACUUAAUGCUAUCGAGAUUUUUUCAGCCCACUCUCUGGAUGAAGUUUUCACCACAGCUGAUGAUGUUUGUGCCAUAGAAAGCAUAAGAUCAAUGUAUAAAGUGCAAAAGGCUUGGAGUGGUGAUCCCUGCUCCCCAAGAUUAUUCCCUUGGGAAGGUGUUGGAUGCAGCUACAGCAGUUCUAAUCAUCAAAUCAAGUCCCUGAAUCUUAGCUCAAGCGGAUUACAUGGACUAAUAGCUUUCCCAUUUAGAAAUUUCACCCUUCUUGAGUCAUUAGACUUAUCAAACAACAACCUAAAAGGAAUUGUGCCGGACUUUUUGGCUGAUCUUAAACUCUUGAAGUACCUGAAUUUGAAAGGAAAUAAUUUGAGUGGGUUUGUCCCAAGAUCUCUUAGAAAAAGAUCAAUGUCUGGUGGACUUGUACUCGGUGUGGAUGAACAUAACAUCUGUCACUCACGUUCAUGUCGGGACGGGAACAGAAUGGUCGUGCCAAUAGUUGUAUCCACAUUAGUGAUCGUUCUCAUUGCCGCCUUGGUUGUCAUAUGCAUCUUGAGAAGAGAGAGAAAAAUAGGCGGAGCUUCUUUUGACAGUCCAUCACAGGAACUUAGCCUCUGCUUAGCCGCCGAGCUGGCUCGCGAGAGAAAGAGCCAUCAGGAGAAGGAAGUAGUGAAAGAGAAGAACACUAAGUCGCCGAUUCGGAAUUAUAGCAGCAAUGAAUAUAUUAGCUCGACGGGAUCAGUUUCGCUUUCUUUUGGAGAUUACAACACGUUUGGCCCAACGGCAAGAAAAUUUGUAACCGCGAAA
Molecule: messenger RNA, 1860 nt
Organism: Thlaspi arvense
Lineage: Eukaryota; Viridiplantae; Streptophyta; Magnoliopsida; Brassicales; Brassicaceae
Source: the annotation of a GenBank genome assembly